This is a messenger RNA of Exophiala oligosperma, 2764 nucleotides long. RefSeq lists its product as uncharacterized. The transcript is spliced from 4 exons. Gene Ontology annotation, molecular function: methyltransferase activity. Lineage: Eukaryota; Fungi; Ascomycota; Eurotiomycetes; Chaetothyriales; Herpotrichiellaceae. The record is from RefSeq and is a predicted model, not a curated record. The coding region runs from base 918 to 1976 and encodes 352 amino acids.
AUUUUAUCCACCUGGGAUGUCUUGUUGUAUCAACCAGACCCCGUCCAUCGUCAAGUCUGUCACUUCAGUCGCCGGGUAGCAAGGUCCCCUGGUCCCUCGAGCCCUGGCUCUCGUCCUGCCGUCAUAAUUUUUCCUCCGAAUCUUCCUCCACUACUGCCGGCCCCCUCCCUCGCUCUACUCGUAUCAGACAGAGUCCAGCCCAUGUCCACCUCCCAUUUGCUUCAAGUUUUCUCUGCUCGGUCCUCUCUCCACCGCUCGAGGUCAAUGCACGUCGUUCUUAUUCCAUUAGACCUUGGGUUCUCAAACUGUCCACCUCUUCCGCACUCACCUCUUCUCAUUUUGUGCAUCUUGCAAAAAAAAUCACUCAUAUUCAUAAACAGGUCGUCUUCCCACCGUUCGGUCGCUCAGCAUAUCCAUUUUGGGUGCAUUCCACGGUCUCACAGUCGUCGUCUCCGCUGCUGUGUUGGAAACGUUUGUCAGGGUGCCAGCUGGCUGGCUCGCUUGUCUCUUGACCGGGACUCAACCCUACCCACCCUAGGUACACACUCCUUCUCCAGGCUGGUGCCGAAGCUUUGGGUUCGAACCGGUCUCAUUCGAGUUCACGUUGUUCACGCGGUCGCCCCAUAUCCACUAUCGAUGUCCUAAGUUACUCAACGGCGUGUCAGUUAUCAAACCUGUUCCCCACCCGCUCGACUCAGAACGAGAGAUCCUUUUAAGAUUAUUGCAACCCACUAUUGACAGGCCGUUGUCGCCGUUGUCCCAUUCUGUCGUCCUGUCAUUCCUUCGCACGAUAUCUUCAACUUUUGGCUUUUCGGCCUCCUUGGACAUUUCCUCUUGCUCUCUUCUUCCUCUCCGCAGGUCCUCUACGUGUCUGUGUCUUUUGUCCGCUCCGUCAGCGGACAUCUGGGGUUUUUUUUAUGGUUUUCCACGCGUACGACGAAGGAAUACCAUGCUUGGUAACCAUGACUUAUUCUGACAAGGACAGUAUGGAUGACCUGAAUCUACCGACCGUCAUACCCGUCGAUGAAAACUAUGGCCGUUUUUCUGUCCUCGAGGAGGAGGAUCGAGAUGCCAGCUCGGCGUAUUCCAUGGCGUCUUCCGCCUACAACUUCAGGAUGGAAAAUGGCCGUCGGUACCAUGACUAUAAAGACGGACACCCUUUUCCUCACGACGAGGUCUCGGAGGAGAACGAAAUCACCAUGCACGAGAUGUGUCUGCUCAUAUUUGAGGAUAAAUAUUUCUUGUCGCCUGUCGACGAAUCUAAUCUUCGCGCCGUUGCCGAUAUAGGUACUGGUCGAGGGUACUGGGCCGAGGGGGUGGCUGACAGGUUUCCCGAUGCCCAGGUGGUGGGAAUGGAUUUGACACCACAUGCUCGAAAUAUCCUGCCGAACUGCUCUUUUAUGCUUGCCGAUGCGACAGAAGACUGGGUACUCGACGAUCCGAGCAUGAAAUUCGACCUGGUCCACAUUCGAUCUCUAUUUGGCGGUGUCAGGGACUGGGCCGCGCUAUACAAGAACUGCUUCGAUAACAUGAGGUCUGGAGGGUGGAUCGAACAGCUGGAGAUUGAAAUCGAUGCGCAAACCCAAGACGCUAGCACUCCACCGGACAGUCACAUCAAAGCGCUAUGCGAGUACACCAGAAGCCAUCUGUCUGUUGCCGCUGGACGAGAUUUCGACAUAUCUUUCAGUAUGAAGCAAAUGAUUGAAGACGCUGGCUUUGUGGAUGUCCAGGAGAAGAGAAUCAACAUACCACUCGGCCCGUGGUCAUCGGAUUCGAGAAUGAAAGAUAUUGGAAGAUUCUACGAACGAUUUUACAAGACGGGGUUGCAAGGCUGGCUGUUACAAGUCUGCACUCGGCAACUGAAUUGGUCUGUUGACCAGGUCAACGCAGCUUGUGUCAGUGCGUUUAAAGAGAUCAACCAGCGCCAGCAACACUGGUAUUAUCCCUUGGUUAUUGUUAUUGGACGAAAACCUUGAACGAGUUCUCUUUAUUUACGAUUUUUUGCACGAACGUUUACGCUUUAUGUCGACAUGCAUAUUUCGGAUUCACCGGCAGAUCAGAUCCUACCACCACCACCAGAAUUGAUGAUUCACGUCGUAAUGACCUGUACAUAAAUGGCUAGAUGGUAUGCGCAUGCAUUUGGAAAGAGAUAUGUCGGGGGAACAAUGCUGGUGCCAGUGGCGGCACGGUUCAAGAAGUCGCGUCUCGACGGCCUUUCCACUACUCUCAUCGCUGAUUGGGAAGGUCCUUUCAUGCCUGAGAGUGAAGGUUAAGAGUACCAUGAGCUGUUCUUGGUCAUCUUAUACAAAAUGAGAUGGGAACGUGUUUGGCAGCCUCAGACCAGAUCUUGCUUGACUAUUCAAGAGAUUGAGUCAGAGUCAACCAUUCGACAGGCAUCUGACAGAGACGAUGCAUACCGCCGCAGUCUCCGCCGCUUGGGCAAUCAUCUGCUAAAGAUGAUGAUGUGUAAACACCAGAACGAGACGCAGCCUGAAUGUUGAAACCUCCAGAGGUUUAGACAAAGGCACAAAAUCACUCGACAUGAAUGUCGUGUUCUGCAUGGAGGGAAGCGGAGGAAGGUACCAUUGAAUCUACCAUGGUCUCAUGUAUAUACGAGAAGGGUCUGGCUUAUUUAUACUACGAUAUGUAUCUGGAGGUGCGAUAUCGUCCACGAAUGAAUGUGAAUAUACUGCUCAUCGUAUUUUGAGCUUUUGCAUUGAAGGAACAGUCCAAGAGUGUUUGACCAAGUCAUUUGACAUGGAGG